CAUCCUCUGAGACAGGGUGGGGCUUCCCCCACACUUGUGUGCUCACACAUUAGCACCAUUGCCCCUAAUUCUCUUUCCAAUUUUUUCCUUCAUUUCUCUGUAUCUUUAACCAAAAUGAAACAACAAUUUUCUUCAUCACAAUAAUGGCGAUCAUCAAUAUCAGGCAACAUUAACAUCAUCUCGUUAUAUAUACAGGCCUGAAAUUUAAAAGGCCUUUAAAUUUGGGCUUUCAAUCAUGAGCAAUGUGCCAGCCUUAAGAGCCAAUUUAGUAUGCACUUCAUUUAAUCAGAUCAAUUCUAAAGGUUUAUAUGUUGGAGAUGAUCCUCUUGAAUACUCUGUUCCUUCUCUGUUAUUGCAACUUUCUCUCAUCUCUGUUUUCACUCGUAUUAUCCAAUCAUUUCUCAAGCCUCUUGGACAACCCCUCAUUGUUUCUCAGAUUCUUGGUGGUGUGAUACUCGGUCCAUCGGUCAUUGGAAAAAAUGGACAACUUUCAUCUAAAGUAUUUCCUAGUAAAGGCAGAUCAGUACUGGAUACGGUCUCGGUUUUCGGUUUCAUGCUUUUCAUUUUUCAGAUUGGAGUUAAGAUAGAUCUCAGUAUAGUUCUAAAAUCUAGUAGAAAAGCUUUAGCAGUAGGAAUUUUGGGCUUCUUUGUUCCUUUUGGGCUCGCCAGCUUCACGGCUUUUCUUCUUGAAAAGUUUCUGUCUUUGGAUCAAGAACUCAUCACUCUGCUUUCAAGGGUAGUAAUUCUUCAGUCUAUGACAGCUUAUCCUGGCAUUGCUUGCUUCCUGGAUGAGUUAAAGAUCCUUAACUCAGAGAUCGGACGAUUAGCUUCUUCGUCUUCAAUUAUAUGUGAUAUUUGCCAUUGGACUAUUGUAAGUCUAAAGUAUGCUCUCGAGUUAGCUAAGGCAAAGUCGGUGAGAGUAACUCUGGGGUCAAUUGUGUCUGUUGGCCUUUAUAUUCUAGUUAUCGUGUUUGGAAUUCGUCCAGCAAUUUUAUGGGCAAUUAGACAAACUCCAGAAGGGAAACCUGUGAAAAAUGUUUAUAUUUUUAUUGUCCUUGCUCUACUAUUAUGGUGUGGUUUCACUGGUGAAGUGAUCGGGCUUAGUUCUAUCGUGGCAUGUUUUCUUUUUGGAUUGGUGAUACCGGAUGGACCGCCGUUAGGCGCUGCAAUAGUUGAAAGACUCGAUUGCUUCGUGUCCGUGUUGCUUAUGCCCCCGUUUUUCACCAUUUGUGGAUUGCAAAUGAACGUUUUUUCGAUAGUGAGGUUGAAGAAUUUAGGAGUGCUGCAGUUAGUUGUGUUAGUUGCUUUUAUCGGAAAGAUCAUUGGAACGAUAUUGCCUCUUCUUCUCUGGAGAGUGCCACUACGAGACGCCUUCUCUCUCGCUUUGAUCAUGAACUCCAAAGGCAUUAUGGAACUUGCUUUCUUGAAUGACUUCAAACAGAACAAAGACAUGUCUGAAGAAAACUAUACAAUCAUGCUAAUCUCUGUGGUGGUUAUAACAGGAGUUAUAUCACCUCUUGUGAAAGUUCUAUAUGACCCUUCAAGAAGGUACAUUGCCUACAAGAGGAGGACAAUAAUGCAUAGUAGAGAAAACGAAGAAUUUCGUAUACUUGCGUGCAUACACAGCCAAGAAAACGUUCGUGCAGUCAUCAGUUUACUUCAAGUCUCUAACCCUACGAAAGAAAGUCGCAUCAGUUUAGUAGUCCUUCAUCUUACUAAGCUAACGGGUCGUGCCUCGUCUGUGCUCAUAGCACAUCAACAACGUGACAAGCCAUCGGUGAAUCCAACGCAAUCAGAAAGAAUCUUCAAUGCUUUCGAAAAAUUUGAGCAACAAAACACUGACCUCAUCACGAUACAAUGCUACAAAGGGAUCUCACCUUAUGCAACAAUGCACAAUGAUGUUUGCUCCCUUGCUUUAGAAAAGAGAACAACCCUUAUCAUUAUCCCUUUUCACAAGCAUUGGAUCUUCGAAAAAGGAGUCGAAACAUCCUAUGCAUAUAGACAUCUAAAUAAGAAUGUACUUGAGAAAGCUCCUUGUUCAGUCGGGAUACUUGUGGAUAGAGGAAACACAAAAAAAUCUCGGUAUGCAAUCACAUUACCUUCAUUAUAUCGGGUCGUGGUGCUUUUCUUUGGCGGAGCAGAUGAUCGCGAAGCUUUGUCAUAUGCCGAACAAAUGUCCGGACAUCCUAGUGUAAAAAUGACACUCAUACAUUUCACGAGAUCAGGUAAUUCAUCCGAAAAUAUUGUUGGUGGCUCGGAACGGAGUAAGGUCCUUGAUUCUCAAAUCUUGAAUGAAUUCAAUCUUCAAUUCCUUCAUUCGGAACAAGUUUCUUAUCAAGAAGCAGAGGUAAAAAGUGGUGUGGAGGUGUUAGAAGUUAUUAAAUCGUUGGGACGUUCUUAUGAUCUCGUUAUGGUUGGUAGACGUCACGUAGACUCGCCAAUUUUGUUACAAUUGACAAGGAGGAAUAAUGUGGAUGGUGAAUUAGGGUUGGUAGGAGAAGUACUUGCAGCCUCAGACUUUGAAAGUGACACUUCAGUUUUGGUGGUGCAGCAACAAACAAGACUAUGGGGACUCCACGAUCCUGAAGAGUCUACACAUUUGAGAAGGAUCGACCUAUAGUUGUAUAGACCUAUGUUGCUCAGGCUCUUCAAAAACGUCGAUGGGUGCUUGUCGGAUCCUGAAGAGUCUACAGAUUUGAGAAGGGUCAACUUAUAGUUGUAUAGACCUAUGUUGCUCGGGCUCUUCAAAAAAUUUUGACGGGUGCAUGGAUCUUGAAGAGUCUACGCAUUUGAGAAGGAUCAACUUAUAGUUGUAUAAACCUCUAUUGCUCAGACUCUU
Lycium ferocissimum is the source of this 2839-nucleotide messenger RNA. RefSeq names its product cation/H(+) antiporter 15-like. The coding region runs from base 236 to 2620 and encodes 794 amino acids. Gene Ontology annotation, molecular function: antiporter activity. Gene Ontology annotation, cellular component: endomembrane system; membrane. The record is from RefSeq and is a predicted model, not a curated record. The transcript is spliced from 3 exons. Lineage: Eukaryota; Viridiplantae; Streptophyta; Magnoliopsida; Solanales; Solanaceae. Gene Ontology annotation, biological process: regulation of pH; proton transmembrane transport.